Closterium sp. Naga37s-1 is the source of this 1869-nucleotide messenger RNA. Lineage: Eukaryota; Viridiplantae; Streptophyta; Zygnematophyceae; Desmidiales; Closteriaceae. The record is from the annotation of a GenBank genome assembly.
AUGGCGGGAUCGGCGGUGGCGGUGGGCGGCGGGAAGUCGGAGGAGGAGCUGCGGCGCGAGAUCGAGGAGAUCGAACGGCAGCAGGCGCAGGUGGAGGACAGUUUGCGCACAAUCACCUCGCGACUUCCCCCCAGCAUAAGGCGCACGCUGCCGCCCGCUCCCCCCGCCAUCCGCGGACAGUCGCUCCGCGCGCCCCGUCGCUUCCCGUACCCCGGAGGCGCCUCCGACCCCGCAGGCGGCGGCGGCGGUCGCGCUGGCGGGCUGUCGUUCGCGCGGCGCACACAGUCCGAUGCCGCGUUGCCGGACGGUGACGUGGCAGGGGGCACCAAGAGACGGCGGCUGAUGUCAGCAGUGACUCGGGUGGGGCCGGACGGGGAGCCCAUCGACCCAAUCGAACCGCGCCGCACCACUCACGACGUGCCCGCAGACACCACCGCUCCUCCCCCUCCGCCUGCACCUGCCUCCGCGCCCCCAUCCUCCCCGGGCGCGCUUCCUCUGCCCGCCCAUGAGCCUGCGCCCGCCCCUCCGCGCCCAGUGGUGCAGCUGGACCCCGUGGCCCGGCGCCGCCACCGCAACAUGUUGGGAGCACUGCUCGUGGGCACACUGCAGAGGGCGCGGGAGGAGGAGGAGAGGGAUGCAGAGCUGCUGGCGCGGAGGGCGAUGAUCCAACAGAAGGCAGAGCAGCGAGUGGCGGAGCAGAGUGAGCGGUUGAAGGAGCAGGAGAGGGAGAGGAUUCUGCAGCAGCGCAAGAGAGACCUCGUGCUGAGGGCGCGGCUGAUGGCCAAGGCGGAGGAGAAGGAGGUGCACCUGCUGGCACGCCACUGGCAGCGCCACCGCUCUCGGCUCUCGCACUUCAUCCGCACGCAGGCCUCGCCACCCAUCAUGUACCUGCCCGCUCGCCCCUCGCCAGCCACUGACAAGCUACUGCAGGCACAGGCGCAGAGCUUGGAGGAGUGGCAGCAGCAGCAGGAGCGCGAGGUGCAGCAGCUGGUGGCCGACUCGCUGCAGCGCCACCUGGCGGAAGCUGAUAGGCUCAUGCUGCCUCAGGGCGGUGAUGAGGGGCAGGCAGUGGGGGGAGGGGAAGCAGGGGGGGGUGAAGGGGGGGGAGGAGGUGAGGUGGUGGCCGGAGGUGAGGUGGUGGAAGGCAUAAAGGCAACCAAGGGAGAGAAGGGUGCAGGAUCUGAUUCUGAUGAUCAGAGGAUGAAUUCAGUUGAGGGUGGGGGAGAGGAGAGGGACGAGAGGAAAGAGGGGUCUAGUGAAGUGCGGGUGAAGGAAGAGAAGGUAGCAGACCCUGAUGGUGAGCCGCUGAACGAGGCGGGUGUGGAUGGGGAGGGGAAGGGGGAGGGGCUGGAAGAAGAGAACAGGACUGGCAAGGGCAGUGGAGGGGGUGGUGAGGAGAGCAGUGGUGUGCAGCAGCAGCAUGCAGAGGAGGCGAGUGGUGGGAAGGGUGGAGCAAGGGAGGAGGGGCUGAGAGAUGAUUAUCGAGGGGAUGAGGUAAAGGAGGAAGGUGUGGAGGAGAGGGGUGAAGAGGCGAGGAGGGAGAGGGGGGCGGGGGGAGACAAGGGCAGGGAGAAAGCAGGUGAGGGCAGGGAGAAGGGAGGUGAGGUCAGGGAGAAGGGAGGUGAGGGCAGGGAGAAGGGAGGUGAGGGCAGGGAGAAGGGAGGUGAGGGCAGGGAGAAGGGAGGUGAGGGAAGGAGGAGGUCACCUGAGCGGCGCUCGCCGGGGCGCCGCGUCCCUCGCACCCGCUCCCCGCACUCCCGCUCCCCUCAAAGGCGUUCUUCUCAGAGGAAAGGCACUGAGAGGCGCUCAGGUGGCAGCCCCUCCAGCAGCUCCAGUGGUGGACGUGAGGCCUCGAGGCACAGGGGGUGA